AUGGCGUCGGAAGUGCUGAGGGAGCUAGAAGCCGCGGCGCAAAUCAUUCUGGCGCCACCGAAUCUAGUCUCAUUAGAGCAGCGUCAAUCUGCGGAAGCUGUGUUCUUAAAUUUUCGUAAAACGAAGUCGCCGUACAACUUGUGUCAACAAAUUUUAGAAUCGAGUACUGUAGAUUACAUAUUGUUUGAAACGGCCGGUUUAAUAAAGACGGCUCUGAUUCAAGAGUGGUCAAAUCUGUCGGAAUCUGACAUUUCUUCUUUACGAAUGUAUUUGUUACAUUAUGUUAUGAACAAGCCUACGUUAGCGCCAUAUGUUAGGGCAAGAAUACUCCAAGUUUUUGCAAUAAUGGUUAAGAGAGGUAGCGUGAAUGACUUUGGACAGGAGAGAGGUAAAAUAUUAGAUGAAGUAGAACUUUUAAUUAAGAGUGGGAACUUACCAAAUCAAAUUUUGGGGUGCAAUAUUUUAUCUGCGAUAUUGCAAGAAUAUGCAACGACUGUUAAAUCGUCUGAUAUAGGUCUGACAUGGGAGGUCCAUUUUAAAGAGAAGAGACAAUUUGAACAAAGCGAUAUGAAAAAAAUUUUCAAGUUUUGUAUUGAAAUAUUAGGUGAAUUAAUCAAGAAAGACUUUGAUGAGUCGACAUUACCUCUCGUGAAGUCUUUACUUUCUAUCGUGGAAAGUAUACUAGUCUGGGGAUUUGUUUACGCAAAUUUACCUAAAAGAUUACUGAACUUGUGCGAAGUUUAUGAAGCUGGAAAUAACCCACCACUAAGGUUGCAGCCACAGUGGCAGGAUGUAAUACUAGAUCCAGCAGUAUUAGAUUUAUUUUUUACAUUGUAUUGGAAAGUGCGCAGCAAUCCGCAAUUAGCUCACCAUGCUAUGAAUUGUCUGAUACAACUGGGAAGUUUGCAUGGUAAAGUCCUGAGUGCAGAACAAGUGAAACUGGAAUACGUGACAAAUUAUAUCCAGAGAUUUUUGAAGCUUGUAUCAAGUAUUGAGAUUAACGAUCAAGAGGCAAAUGGAAUUACCAACAUUAUUAGAAAGAUUAAUUAUUUCUUUCAAAGUUCAUUGAGAAUUCUUCCCGGAGACUUAUAUAAGACAUUUAUAGAAGAAAUAACAAGAUUAACGUGCUUAUUUAUAGAAUGUGCUGCACAAGAAGAAUCGUCACAUGCUGAUGAUUGUUUAUACAUGGAAGCUAUGGAACAUAUGUUUGAUGCAUGGUCAUGCAUGUUAUAUUCAUCAUAUGUAUUUCCACCAGAAUUUUGUAAGCAGAGCUCUAUUCAAAUAUUUAAUAUGUACCUUCGAUGUCAUUUAUCACCUCCGGAGGGUGUGAGAAACGCUGGUGGGAAAAGUCUUAGCGAGGAAGUAGCAGAUGUCGAAGUUGAUGACAAAGUUAAAUUUAAGGAUCAGUUACAAAUAAUUGGAAACUUUGCUAGACAAGUACCAGAACAUUCUUUACCUUUAUUAGCGCAAUUACUCGAAGAUCGAAUACAUAAAUUGCGCGAUAAUCUGAACAUAUUAGUUGAACAAAAUGAAUCGUUAUCCCGACCCGCUUCUAUGGAUGAGUUGUACGAAGAUUUGCAUUGGCUCGUCAUGAUAACAGGGCAUGUUCUUAGCAUGGAAUCGGAUGGUGAGACUGCAUUAAUACCUUUGGAAAUUACGCGAUGCAGUAUGAAACAGUCUCGAGAGGGAAACGUUGAUGUGAAUCGUACAUUGGAGUUUUUAGUGUCUUCGCAAAAUGUACAAUCGGAUAUCAGCAGUUCCACGGACUCGAUUGAUCGGGUUAUUCGAUUAGUUACGGGCAUUUUCCGUUUGUGCACUAUUGAAAAAACUGCUAUAUCAAUACAUUUGGAAAAUAUGCUGAGUCCUGAAUUGAGCAGUACAAUAAUAUGGUUUUUACAUAGAUGGUCGGAGAUGUAUCUUUUACCAACUGAGGACUAUUACUUGGAAUUAAGUACUACGCUUUUGCAUGCUUUUGGUGAGGAUAGUCCUGGUGCGUUAUGGGCAAUGAAUUUUCUCCUGGAUAAAGUAAUUUGCAACAUCAACGCUUUCAAAAGUGAACCAGCGUUAAUAGACGAAACUAUAAAAUUAUUAAUAUCUCUUGUUAAUUCGCGAUCGAGAGCCUCCUGCUUAUCGAAAUCUGAACAGUUCAAUUAUAUCAUUGAAUUGACUAUGAAAGGGCAGUACGAUUUCCCGCAGGUUGUCAAAAGAGGUUUAAUGCGUGCGGUGGUUCAUGCCGGUAGCGUGAUAAUGCCCGAGCAGUAUUACUGGUCGCGAACUCUAGAAGUCUUGCAGAACAGAUUCACACAAUUAAUUUCUAGUGACAAUUUUAUGACAUCCUACCACGAAGAACAGAUUAAAGUUCAAUUCAUAGAUAUAUUAGAAUCCUGUAUAGGUGUCGUACAAGGUGCUGAAAGUCCGAUAGUUACACCUGUGUAUCAAUAUACUUUCCCUAUAUUAGCCGAACUUCCAAAAAUGUUAUCUUUGUAUCAUAAUUAUCAAGAUAUAGUGCAGCUGAUAUUAGAACUAUUUAAUGAAUAUACAAAAAUUCUAUUUUUCUUACCGAACGUUGAUAGCUUGCGUGUGUAUGAAACUUGUAUGCAAGUGAUGGAAGCGUAUGCUCGCUGUAAUACUCACCGGGUUACUGUAGACUCGACGGCGGAAGAGGACAGUUUUCAAGAUAUUCUAUUACUUAUGCGAUUAUUGACCAAUUUAUUAAUUAAAGACAUAUUUAAUUUAAAUCAGGAAACAAACCAAUCGACUAAUCAAUCGACUAACCAGUCUACGUCUGCAGCACCGGUUGCCGAACCUAUACCAUCUACUGAAGUUUUUCUGUAUGGCUUAAAUAUAAUUAUGCCUAUGAUGACAUUGAAUUUGUUAAAUUUUCCAUCGCUAUGCCUACAGUAUUUCAAAAUGAUAGCAUUUGUCUGCGAUUUAUGUCCUGAGAAAAUUUGCGACCUAUCUGUUAAACUGCUACAACAGCUUUUAGCGUCAGUAGAAUUAGGUUUAUACUCGUUCGGUAAUGAAGUAGCCGGCCUUUGCUGUGAUACAAUCCAAGUCUUAACCAAGCAUAUUUGGGAUGAAACUGCACGUCGUCAACAGCCGCGCAAUGAGAUAAUGGCACCUUUUCUGAACUUACUGAUAACUCUCUUUUUGUCACAUCAAAUGGAUUCAGAUCUGAUCCCGAACGCUAGUACGCCUCUCUAUUAUCUUAUAUGUUGUUAUCAAGAACGGUAUCAGCAACUCAUACAGAAUAUUGUGUCCACUCAAACGGAUCCAGAAGCAGCACAAAGAUUAGCGAAUGAAUUUACCGCACUAACCCAGGGUGUGAACUUAGAUAAUGUAACUAAUCUCGAUCUUCGUUCUCAAAGAAUGAAAUUCAAAGAAAAUUUUGAAAAAUUUGUCGUGAGCGUUCAAGGAUUCUUAAGGGUUAAGUAAAAUAGGAAAAUUAAAAUGUAAAUAAACAAAAAUAAAGGUUUUAUUUAAACAAUACACGCAUGAAAUUAGAUGUUAUAUUGUAUUGUUUAAAUCUUGUUAUCAUUUGGAUUUUUAGAAAUUGGAUUUUUAUUGUACGUUUAACCGUAUAGUUAGUUUCACGCUUCAAUUUUUUUUUUAACGAUGAUUAACUGUCAGUUAAUGAUUUUAACGAAUUUAGUUAAUGAUCUAUCCGCACAAGAAUCAAAUUAGUUCAGUUCAUCCUCGUUUUAAACGGCAUAAAUAAACUCGAUUAACCGUAAUGCAUACGAUAAGAACUUUUCACAUAUGAGUAGUCGAUAGGUAUGUAAAAGUAACUAUGUCCAAGAAUAUAAAAACGUUAAAUAUUAGAAUUUUUGGAUUCCGUAGUUUCUUGAUUACGAGAAUUUUCUUGAUUACGAGAAUUGAACAUUUAAAAUUUGCAAAAAUAAUUAAUAAUCAAAUCAAAUAAUAUAAAAUUAACGGAGAAAAGAUCUUAUUGAGCUUGAAUGAGAAAAAUUAUAUAAGUUUUCAAUUUCGUAAAAAAAUUUCAUGGAUUUAAUGACUUUUGCCAAAGGGCUACUCAUAUAGAUGUUAUUGCAAAAAGGACUUACAUUAAGCAUAUAAGCUUUUUAUUGACCGAUUUAUUACACGUUACCACUUACAGUGAGCCUAGCGAAAUAUUCGAAUAACCAUAAUAUAAUAUUUAUAAUAAAUAUUUAUAAUAAAUACUAGUUACAGCAUCGAUGCACGUUUCCGAUAGCAAACGGUCAAACGAAAACGUUAUUUCGUAACGGAUAUCCGGUUACCUUACAAACAAACACAUGAACUUAUAUACUUGGUACAGAUCGCAUUGCGUCGUUAGCCAUCCCAUCAUCGUGUCGUCUCGCGGUGAUCCACGAAUGUUUCACAAAGGAAUGCUUUAUUAAAGUAACAUUAAAUUUAUUUAUAUCUUUAUAUAAUUUAUACUUUGUGUUAUAUAUAUAAGCGAACGUGUCCUCUCGCGCUCUCUCACAUACUUUCUCCUUUCACGCAUUUCCACUCGGGUCCUCUUUCUCUCUCUCUCUCUCUCUCUCUCUCUCUCUCGCGCUUUUUCUUCUCUUUCCCUGUCUUUCAGUCUCUUUUACACUCUCAUUCUCGCCAUGUCCGUUUCUUUUUCUUAUAUUUCAUCUAAUAAUAACAAUGAUUAUUAAUCUCUCCAACGACUCUUAAAUGCGAUGUAAAUUCCUUUCGUAAUAUACGCACUUCUCUUUUCGUCCUUUCUCUUUCACCUACUCCUCAUCGUGUACAUCACUUUGCUCUUCGGCAUAGUCGAUAGAGAGUCUAGAGUUCAACUUAUAUAUUUAUGCAUUUAUUUCUCGAUACAUCAUACGGUGGUGUCAUUAACAAAAUAAAACUAUCAGAUAACUACAACAGUCAGCAAGCGAAAACGGAUAAUCGGUGGCGGGGCGUUUACACUCGGGUGUGAAGCCGCGAUCGAGAAUCGUGUGUGAGCGAUCGGAGAAAAAUGAAAAAAAAA
This is a messenger RNA of Solenopsis invicta (red fire ant), 4969 nucleotides long. Its product is annotated as exportin-4. The coding region runs from base 1 to 3435 and encodes 1144 amino acids. The transcript is spliced from 12 exons. NCBI's taxonomy places the organism in Eukaryota, Metazoa, Arthropoda, Insecta, Hymenoptera, Formicidae. Gene Ontology annotation, cellular component: cytoplasm; nuclear pore. Gene Ontology annotation, biological process: protein export from nucleus. Gene Ontology annotation, molecular function: nuclear export signal receptor activity. The record is from RefSeq and is a predicted model, not a curated record.